UGUUUGUAUGGCCGGCCCCCCUGCUGUCACUGAGCUGCACACUGCGGAAGGGAGGGCGGGGGUGUCUGUACUUUCCCCAGUACAUCUGCCUGUGCUGCUCGUUUUGUCACUGAACUUUUGCUGUGACUGGAGCUGUAUAGGGAUUGGAUAGUAGUGACAGUGAAGUUUGGACUCACUCUCCUCCCCCGCAGCCUGUCCUGUGAUAAAAGGAGAGUUGUGUAGCGGAGAGACCAGACACUCUAGCAGCCUCCCUCCUUCCCUUCACAAAUCUGACUGACAGCAGGUAACCAAUUUUUGAAUUUGCCUUCUUCUUCUGACUCUUUCCAGCUUUCAAAUAGGAGUCACUGACCCCAUCUCAAAAAACAAAUGCUCUGCAUACACCAGAUUAUGUGAGUGUCUGGAGGCACCUGAACAGUUCCAUAGCCAGGUUUUAGCAUCGACUUCCCACCAUGUCAUUGAAGCCACGGGUAGUGGAUUUUGAUGAAACAUGGAACAAACUUUUAACUACAAUCAAAGCUGUUGUCAUGCUGGAUUAUGUUGAAAGAGCAACAUGGAAUGACCGUUUCUCAGAUAUUUACGCACUGUGUGUUGCCUAUCCAGAGCCUCUUGGAGAAAGAUUGUAUACAGAAACAAAGAUAUUUCUGGAAAACCAUGUACAGCAGUUGCAUACGAGAGUUCUGGAUUCAGCAGAGCAAGUACUGGUAAUGUACUUCAGAUACUGGGAGGAAUAUAGCAGAGGAGCUGAUUACAUGGAUUGUUUAUAUAGGUAUCUUAACACACAGUACAUUAAAAAGAACAAGCUGACAGAAGCAGACCUGCAGUAUGGCUAUGGUGGAGUAGAUAUGAAUGAACCUCUGAUGGAGAUAGGAGAAUUAGCACUGGAUUUGUGGAGGAAAUUAAUGAUAGAGCCUCUCCAAGACACGCUCCUCAUAAUGCUUCUCCGAGAAAUUAAAAGGGAUCGAUGUGGGGAAGACCCAAAUCAGAAAGUAAUCCAUGGGGUUAUUAACUCCUUUGUUCAUGUUGAACAGUAUAAGAAAAAAUUUCCCUUAAAGUUUUAUCAAGAAAUAUUUGAGUCGCCUUUUCUGGCUGAAACAGGGGAGUAUUAUAAACAAGAAGCUUCAAAUUUAUUACAAGAGUCAAACUGCUCACAAUAUAUGGAAAAGAUUUUAGGUAGAUUAAAAGAUGAAGAAAUCAGAUGUCGGAAGUAUUUACACCCCAGCUCAUAUAAUAAAGUGAUUCACGAAUGCCAGCAGAGAAUGGUGGCAGAUCACUUGCAGUUUCUACAUGCGGAAUGUCACAAUAUCAUCAGACAAGAAAGGAGAAACGAUAUGGCCAACAUGUAUACUCUUCUUCGUGCUGUAUCCAGUGGUUUACCUCAUAUGAUUCAGGAACUCCAAAACCAUAUCCACGAUGAAGGCCUUAGAGCUAUUAGUAAUCUUUCUCAGGAAAACAUGCCAACUCAAUUUGUGGAGUCAGUUUUAGAAGUUCACAGUAAAUUUGUUCAGCUUGUCAACUGUGUAUUGAAUGGUGAUCAGCAUUUUAUGAGUGCACUAGACAAGGCUCUUACUUGUGUGGUGAACUACAGGGAACCAAAAUCAGUCUGCAAAGCGCCGGAAUUGCUGGCCAAGUACUGUGACAACAUGCUGAAGAAAUCAGCCAAGGGAAUGACCGAGAAUGAAGUGGAAGACAAGCUGACUAGUUUUAUUACCGUUUUCAAGUACAUCGACGAUAAAGAUGUUUUCCAGAAGUUUUAUGCGCGGAUGCUGGCAAAGAGAUUAAUCCAUGGUUUAUCCAUGUCGAUGGACUCAGAGGAAACCAUGAUUAAUAAAUUGAAGCAAGCCUGCGGUUAUGAGUUUACCAGCAAGCUGCAUCGUAUGUAUACAGAUAUGAGUGUCAGUGCCGAUCUCAACAACAAGUUUAACAACUUCAUCAAAAGCCAAGACACUGUCAUCGAUCUGGGAAUCAGCUUUCAAAUAUAUGUAUUACAGGCUGGAGCGUGGCCUCUCACUCAGGCGCCAUCUUCCACGUUUGCCAUCCCUCAGGAACUGGAAAAGAGUGUACAAAUGUUUGAAUUAUUUUAUAACCAACAUUUCAGUGGCAGGAAGCUGACGUGGUUGCACUAUCUCUGCACAGGUGAAGUGAAAAUGAACUACUUGUGCAAACCCUAUGUUGCCAUGGUGACUACCUACCAAAUGGCAGUUCUACUUGCCUUCAACAACAGUGAAAUCAUCACUUACAAAGAGCUGCAAGACAGCACCCAAAUGAACGAGAAGGAGCUCACAAAGACCAUAAAGUCACUGCUGGAUGUAAAAAUGAUAAACCACGAUUCAGACAAGGAGGAUAUCGAAGGAGAGUCAACCUUCUCAUUAAAUAUGAAUUUCAGCAGUAAAAGAACAAAAUUUAAAAUCACUACACCGAUGCAGAAGGACACGCCACAGGGGGCACAGCCCACGGGUGCUGAGGAAGCUAUGCUUUGGAGAGGGGAGAGGCGCUUCUCUCUGGAGGUGGAACAGACCAGAAGUGCUGUUGAUGAGGACAGGAAGAUGUAUCUACAAGCUGCUAUAGUGCGUAUCAUGAAAGCACGCAAAGUUUUACGGCACAAUGCUCUGAUACAGGAGGUCAUUAGCCAGUCCAGAGCGAGGUUUAACCCCAGCAUCAGCAUGAUAAAGAAGUGCAUUGAAGUGCUCAUAGACAAGCAGUACAUCGAGAGGAGCCAGGCGUCGGCAGACGAAUACAGUUACGUGGCGUGAAGAGGCCGCUCUAAGGGGUGCGUGUGCAAGAGCAAGUCAUCAGCGUUGCUGUUUGGUGUGUUCCUGUGGGAAUAAGCAGAUCUUUGCCUCCAUAUUCUGUCAUCCGGCAGUUCCUUACUUUACUGCUGUUUACAGCAUCACCAGUGCCACGUCAUGAGCGCCACUGAAAAUGCCUAUAAAUGUUUUCCGCUCAUGCCAUUCUGACAACGCUACUAAAAGAAAGAGUGAAGUAUUUCAGGAAUGUGGAAAUUUUUGAUUGGGUAAUGUCCGUCCCUCCCCCCCCCCAUCAUGUUUGCAGUUGACGUGUUUCUUUUUUUAACGUAUCUUAAAGGACCUAAUAUAGGGAGGCACUGAAUCCAUCGUUUUUUGCCAAAUCCGUCGAAAACUGGGCCAAAUCCGAACCCUAUUUUGUACAUUCAAAUCUGAGCAAAAACAUUGCACCUUCCACAUAAUGAAUUCUGUAUGGUUAUUUGAAUUAUUUGAAAUGAUUGUCCUUCCUAUAUUAGCUCUUUCCAUCUUGCAGCUGAAAAAGUGAUGUGGUCAUUGGGGUCACUGACCCCCAGCAACCAAGAAUGACUAUGAGACCCUUUUUAUUGCUCUUUGUUUUAUUGCUUAUUUUGCUUUUAGGCUCUCGACUAUUCAUCUUGCAUUUUGAUUCCAAGACUUGGAAUUAUUCCCUAAUAACCAGAUUAAAGAGCGCUCAAAAAAAAAAAAUGUAAAUCAUUCAGAAACCACAAAUCGGUUGCAAAUUCACUUAGGAUUCUGGUGUCUACACCAUUAAAAGGUCAUUUUUAAAGCGCGCAACCCCUUUCUGGGUUCGGAUUUGGGUUCAGCCAGGCUCCCUGGAUUAGACUGAGUCUGAAUUGUGCAAAAAGAGAUUGGAUUCAGCCAAAUCCCAAACCAAAUGAUGGGUUCAGUGCCCCCCCCUAACCUAAAGUAAAAACUAAAUAUUGUAAUAUUACAGAUAACCUAUUAAUUGUAUGUACUUCCAAAUGUACAAAAUGACAAACAUGAUAUUGCUGCUUGUCAAAUAAAAAGAAUAAAAGAA
This is a messenger RNA of Xenopus laevis (African clawed frog), 3798 nucleotides long. It is a transcript of the gene cul2.L, whose product is annotated as cullin 2 L homeolog. Gene Ontology annotation, cellular component: Cul2-RING ubiquitin ligase complex; cullin-RING ubiquitin ligase complex; nuclear lumen. Gene Ontology annotation, biological process: protein ubiquitination; protein catabolic process; ubiquitin-dependent protein catabolic process. Gene Ontology annotation, molecular function: ubiquitin protein ligase binding. Lineage: Eukaryota; Metazoa; Chordata; Amphibia; Anura; Pipidae. Bases 450 to 2750 code for a protein of 766 amino acids. The record is from RefSeq and is a predicted model, not a curated record. The transcript is spliced from 24 exons.